This is a messenger RNA of Gongylonema pulchrum, 2166 nucleotides long. The record is from the annotation of a GenBank genome assembly. NCBI's taxonomy places the organism in Eukaryota, Metazoa, Nematoda, Chromadorea, Rhabditida, Gongylonematidae.
AUGAAAUUUGGCGAGCAGUUAGCAAGCCAUCUAACACCGGAAUGGCGGAAGCAGUAUAUCCGAUAUGAGGAUCUGAAAUCAAUCCUGUACGAAAUGAUGGCCGAUGUGCCGACGGAUCCGGAAGCUCGUGAACAAUAUAUCUCGCAGAUGGACGAGAAUUUUUUUGAAGAAUGCGAACGAGAAUUGACAAAAAUUAAUCUCUUCUAUAGCCAAAAAAUUGCAGAAGCUCAAGGGAAGUUCCAUGAGUUGAAUGCCGAAUUGACCGCUUUCAAAGAGACUGUGGAAACACGAGAAAUACAGACACCGAAGAGCAGCAGUGUGUUUCGGCAACGAAUCAAGCGACAGAGCGUUUCCGUGAAACGUAUCGCCAAAGAGCAUGCAAAAACAUCACAACAACUGAAACUCGCCUAUUCGGAAUUCUACCUGGCUUUGGUUCUACUCCAGAAUUACCAGCAACUUAACGCAACAGGAUUCCGGAAGAUCCUGAAAAAACACGAUAAGCUAACAGAGAACGAACGUGGCCUGAAUUGGAGGAUUGGCAAAGUGGAGAAGUCCUCGUUCUUUCUGAGUCGUGAAGUGGAGUCUUUGAUCGCCAGCGUGGAGCAGAAUGUUAUAAACGAGUUGGAGGGGGGUAAUCGGCAGGCCGGCAUGAAACGCCUGAAAGUACCACCGUUGAGUGAGAAGCAGCAUGCAAUGACUACUUUCACGUUAGGCCUCUUCCUUGGCGCAUUCGUGGUACUUGCGUUUGCAGUGCUUAUAUCCUGGUUUGCAUCCUCGGCUCGUCCAAAUGAGCCGAAGUGGGUCGCCGUACGCUUGUUCCGUGGACUUUUGCUGCUCUUCGUCGCCGUUUGGCUCUGUGGCCUAAAUAUGUACGGAUGGGCAGAAGCUGGCGUCAAUCAUGUGCUCAUUUUUGAGGUCGAUCCACGAAAUCAUCUUACCUAUCAAACAGUGAUGCAGAUCGCCUCGUUCAUGUGCAUGCUCUGGUCAAUCGGUGUACUGGGUUACCUUUAUGCGCAUCUUAUCUAUCUGCCACCAUUCCUGUUCCCGCUGUUGCUGAUGCUCGUUUGUUUCAUCUAUUGCAUAAAUCCGUUCAAAAAGCCGGACAGCAUUUUUCGGAGGAAUAGCCGUUUCUGGUUCAUCAAGCACUGCUUCAACUGCUUCACUGCUCCGCUACAUUUCGUAACAUUUACGGAUUUCUGGCUUGGUGAUCAAAUGAAUUCACUGAUCACAAGCUUCCUUGAUUUCCAGUAUUUCAUUUGUUUUUAUGCAACUGAAGUGGACUAUUCCGAUUGGACCCUUACUGUUCGGACGGUAAAUGUGACCGAGAACGAGCCAGUGCCUUGGGGUUACGUGGAUAUCAAUACGGGUCGUGAUAUGUGCACCAGUGCGUCCGGUGUACGCGCUUUAGUAUCCAUCAUUCCGGCAACGGUUCGUUUCAUGCAGUGCUUACGGCGAUUUCGCGAUACGGGUCGUGCUCAUCCGCAUCUCAUCAACGCCGGUAAAUAUUCCACAACCUAUCUGGUCAUCAUUUUCAAAUCUCUCAAUCAUUGGGCUGAAAAGAAUGACCCAAAUGUAACAAGUGUAUUUUUCUACCUCUGGAUCACAUCCUACAUUGUUAGCUUCACGUAUACGUUUCUCUGGGAUAUUUUCAUGGACUGGGGUCUUGUCGACCCAGUGGCACCCAAGGAGCUACCAUUCCUACGCGAAGAAAUUAUUUAUGGUAGCAAAUGGUAUUAUUAUGCAGCAAUUGUGGAAGAUUUUGUGUUACGUCUCUCUUGGGUUCUGAAUGUAUCACUGGGUGAAGCAUGGACACUGGAAUCCGACUUUCUGACUUGCAUCACUGCACCUUUGGAAGUUUUCCGGCGUUUUAUAUGGAAUUAUUUUCGACUAGAAAAUGAACAUAUCAAUAACUGCGGUCAGUUCCGAGCAGUCCGCGAUAUUUCGGUGAAGCCGAUCAAAAAGGGCGAUUUGGAAUCGUUGCUUUCGAAGAUGGACAAUGAAGACGGUGUGACUCACCGCGGCCAGGAUCUCAGGAUGCGUGCGAAAAAGCGCAAGAAAGCGGCGAAAAGUCGAAGGCAAAUUUUAUGGCGGCCACGUUUCACAAGAGUUGCCAUUAGUUUGCUGCCCAAUAGCUCAUCAGCUACGUUGGCUGAAACAAAACACUGA